AUGCCUCCCGCGUACAGCGACAGUGGCUCAGACGCCUACAACCCUUCUGACGGCACUAGCAGCGCCUCGACCGAGUCCGCCAGUCAGUCUCUCCGCAUCCCCCGUCGCGACCUCGUCGACUACCUCUCCGACGACGACUUGCCUCCCUCCGCCGCCAAGCUUCCUACCCCGAGCGACAUAGUCUACUCGCGCCAAAUUCCCCAAGCCCGUCUCGCCAAAUCUCGCUUGGUCAAGGUCCUCCGUCGCGAGCCAGCGAUCGGCGAAGAAGAGACGACGGGCGAGGUACUCGGUCCCACGGAAGGGGAGGACGAGCCUGAGGGCGGCGAGGAGUAUCAGGACGGCGGCGAGGCUAUGGAGCGGUCGUCUUCUAGCGCAGCCGCGACCGUCGCGGCCGAAGCACAGGUCGCGGCGCAGGAAGGCGACGGCGCUCCGGGAGAAAGGGUGGACGGUGCGUCAGUCGAGGGCGAGGCUGAGGGUGUGGAAGAGAGGAGUGAGCCAUCAGUAGGCUCGGAACAGGCGGAAGAGGAGGAGGACGACGAGGACGACGAGGAACCUUCGUUCGGUCCCGCAGUACAGGCCGUCCACAGUAUCGCGUCGAUCGCCGAGCUCGACAGGAAGUUCGAAGCUGUUCGCCGUCGCAGUACCUGGUUCAACUGGAACCCGAACCUCUGCAACACGAAGACGAAGCGCCAGCCUUUCAUUAUGCUCGGUGACCCAGCUUUGAAGGGCAGGAACGUCCAGAGCGAACCAACGCUGAAGAUCGACACCCUCGUGACGAUUCGCGAGGAGGCGGCUGCGGGCGGUGAGAAGAAGGCGAUCAAGUACUAUAAGAAGGAGAACCUGCCGGCAUGGUGGAACGAGUACCCCAAAAUCUUCGGGCCGCUCCGCCGCGAAUCUGCGCGCUUCAUCUCGGCAGUGUUGCAGGUUUGCGCCAACGACAGCGAGGUCGACGAGGUCAUGCACGACAGCAACUUUGACGGCUAUCGCGCCUCUCCCGGAGAAACGACCUUGUUCACUGCCAUCCGCAACGACAUCGAGAAGAUUUUUGACAAGGACAAGGGCGACUACCCCGAGCCCAACCUGAUCACCAAGCUCUGUGCUCUUCUCGUCGACGGCUACGAGCAAGACGGCGUUGCAACUUCCACGAACGGCGAGAUGCCGCGCCUGUCGGACCCCUCGGGCGAGAACCACAAGCAGUUCGCUUACGGCGCGGUCGGCGUCGGCGCGCUCAUCAUUGGCGUCCGCCUCCUCCGCCCUCACAUCUCGGCGACUAGCUCCUACAUUGCCUUCAAGCGCAACAGCAAGCUCGCGCUCACGAUGCUGGAGUCAGAAGACCGGAUACGGCUCGGCUUUCCACGCGCAAAGGGACAGGCGCAGCGACUCUUCCUUGAACUUGUCACGGACCAGGCUGUUCCACCUCCGCCGCCUCCCACUCAGCCUCCUCUGCUUACCUUCCCCUUUCUCCCAACCGACCCUCCUGACGCGCGCGGCCGCCUGCGGUCCUACCGCCCGGACCUCUCUCCCGCCCACAUCGAACGCGCCGUCUAUGUCCUCGGCUGGAUCAACCACGUCCUCGCAUCAAUGGGCAUCACCGCGCUCGAAAACAAGCAGAAAAUCGAGUUCUGGAAGGACGUCCGAGCCCGUUUUUACAAGACGCCGGUCCCGCGCGCGAGAGACUUCAUCACCUUUCCCGAACGCCGCGUCGCCUAUACUCUUCACACGUACGCUGGACAAGGGCAGGCGAUCUAUCGAGGCAAGUUGAUUCGAGACGAUGGGAGCGGGUGCGGAGAGCGUAUGGAGGGGGGAUGGAGGAUUUUCGACCCGAUUCUCGCCCAGUCCGCCGUUGAACUCGGCAACAAGAUCUUCCGCGAGACGAACGACUACAUCGUCGCCGAACGCCGAAUGGCCGCCCAUCUCGACCUGGGUGAGCUCGUCCUCGACGAGAACGAGAUCGAGACGCUGCUCGAGCACCCGCGAGUCUACGUCGACGCCGACACUCUCACCUGCGCAGGCUGCGGCGAGGCAAAGCCGCUCACUGACUUCCCGGAUGCCGACGCCGACGAAGUAUACUCGUACAACCGAAUCCUCUGCUUGGCUUGUGGACCGGCGACCGAAGGCGACGCCUUCUCGCCGCGUUAUGACGUUUUCCGGUCGCUCCGCAAGAUCCGUGCGCGCGAGGGCAUCGACCGCUCCACCUCCACGCCCAAGAGUCUCGCCAGGGACUACGACGGCUGCUACGGCUUCGACUUCGAAUCCGGCAUGGGCUUCGACCUCUACUCCCAACUCCCGAUCGCCAUCGCUACCGACGAACCGACCGUCGUCUCGCUCGACUGCGUUGCGCCGAUGCCCUCGCAGAGUGGCUUCCUCGUCGCUCACGGUGAUCUCCGGAACGUGGUCCCUACUUUGCGGACCACAAAUUGGGCAGUCGGUAACCGAAGCCGCUUCGCGACGGAGAUCUUGACCACGCUCACCGCUCUUGUCCCGGUGAUCCACCAUCUCGAACGCACAGCAUCCGACCGGACCCUCAACCAGCUCGAGAAGGAUGCGCUCGAGUACGCGCAACAGCUCGUCCAGGACGCGCGCUCGGCGAACGAGAGCCUCCGGCAUGCGGAAGGAGCUUUCGGAAUCUUCAAGCGGUUGCGCAAGGUGGCGACUGUCAGCGUCGACGACGUCUCUUUUUCGCAUGACCCCUUCGCCGACUUCCUCGCCGUCCUCUCCCGCAUCGAGAAGAUCCACGCGUCCUUCAUCAAAGCUCGCCCGGAUGAGGAGGAUCCGCUGCCGGGAACUUCCGCCUUCUAUUGCAAAAACUUUGAGGAGUUCUCUAACAUCGACCCCGAGAACCUUCAGUCGUCUUUCGCUACGGCCGACGAGAUCCUCGGCGAGCACCAACAGCUUGUCCCAGUCUACGCACCCUUCCCCGAGUCCAGCCGCCCGAGGGUGACUUUCGAGUCCCAGGAGGAGCAGGCGCGGGUGAGGAAGCUGGUCGAGGCGAUCGAGAAAAGCAAGAAGAUCAAGCAGAUCAACCCGCGGUUCUCCGGAUUUGCCUACCUCUCGGACGGCUCAGGCUGGCCUGCCUUUGUGUCGCCGGAGGAAAUCGCGCUUUGGGAGCAGGAGCAGGGGCGCAAGCUCACCCUCGAGGACCUCCUCGCCGAAGCGGGUUUCCGGAUGUUGCGGGUUCUGGAGAAGUGUGACCUCAAGUACCGCGAGCACCCGGACGCGGACCCUCUCGACGGAUACUUCGGCAACUUACUGGUCGACCUGUACCUUCAGUUUGCGCUAGGCGAGCAUGAGGACCUCCUCCUGGGCAAGUCCUACUUGCUCGCCAAGGGCAACGCUUACAGCGCCGGUAUCGGUCACCGUUUGCCAAAGCGGCCGAUGACCUUCGGAGUGUCGAAACCGCGACCGACUCGAUUGAAGGACUACAACUUUAACGACCGCAACAUGCAGCGCCGCAACUGGGACUUGACCCGCCACUUUACGGUUCAGCUUCAGGCGUUCGCGUCGGACGCCGACAGGAAGAAGGCGAUCCAGGCGUAUGGUCACGCCCUCUCGCACUGGCUCAAGAAAGGCAGGUUCAAGUCGCUCGACGCGGACAAGCAGGAGGUCCUCUCCGCCGCACUCGACGCUUUCUACGCUUCACCGGUGUAUAACUGGCUGGGGCCGUGGAGAGCUCGCGGACUCAUCUACUUGAAGCGCGUUGCUGCCUGA
Molecule: messenger RNA, 3708 nt
Organism: Rhodotorula toruloides NP11
Lineage: Eukaryota; Fungi; Basidiomycota; Microbotryomycetes; Sporidiobolales; Sporidiobolaceae
Exons: 17
Coding region: 1-3708 (1235 amino acids)
Source: RefSeq, a predicted model, not a curated record